AUGGCUUGGCUGAGGAAACCUGAGCUGGUGGGUUCUUUCUUUUCUCUCCCACAAGUGCCUUUGAGGCUGCAUCCUCCCCUUCUUUUUGAGCGCUUCCUAGUGGCUCAUCAAACAAAGCUUGAGGCUUUCCUCAUCAAGGACACAUGGUGCUUGAACAAGUCUAUCAGCUCGUGGCCAUCAGAUCGUGGUCUCUCAACUCUAGGCCUCUCAAGGCGUGGUUUCUCAAUCCUUGGUCCCUUAUCAACUCCUUUGUCCUUCUCAACCUUAUCUCUCACAACUCUUGGCUCUUUUCAACCUUUUCCUUCACAACCUUAG
Messenger RNA from Microthlaspi erraticum, 315 nucleotides. The record is from the annotation of a GenBank genome assembly. NCBI's taxonomy places the organism in Eukaryota, Viridiplantae, Streptophyta, Magnoliopsida, Brassicales, Brassicaceae.